AUGGUGCAGACAGCCGCCUCCCUCUCCUGGAGGAAGCACCUUGCCUCUGUGACCCACGCCACCCUGACCCUCAGUCUCCUCUUCGUCUCCUUCUACUCCGCUUGCUCGGCAGAAGCAAGCAGGAACAACUCCUCAGCCUUGGCCGACCACCACCCAGACCCCGGGACCCUGGAGCAGUGUCCCAAUGUCGACUUCUGCCCGCUCGCUGUCCAGUGUUGCCACGUGGGCGUGGACGAGUACGGCUGGAUCGCGGCUGCUGUGGGCUGGAGCCUCUGGUUCCUCACCCUUAUCCUGCUCUGCGUGGGCAAGCUGAUGACACUCACGCCAGACGAGCCCAAGGACCUGCUGCCCUAG
Molecule: messenger RNA, 354 nt
Organism: Trichechus manatus latirostris (Florida manatee)
Lineage: Eukaryota; Metazoa; Chordata; Mammalia; Sirenia; Trichechidae
Gene: TMEM213
Product: transmembrane protein 213
Exons: 3
Coding region: 1-354 (117 amino acids)
Source: RefSeq, a predicted model, not a curated record